AUGUUCGAAAACACGCUCAUCAACAUCUUCUACCACACGCUGGGAGGUUUGGGGACUGUCGUAUCGUUAUUCUGGAUGUAUCUGAUCGUCAAAAAAUCACCCGUCGAGAUGAAGCUGUUCAAAUGGGUGCUUUUCAGAUUGGCGCUGUGCGACGAAUGCUUUUCCCUCGGUAUGGCCGUCCUGUUGCUCCCCGAGCUCUGCUUCCCGGUCCCAGCUGGCGCGGUUCACGGGAUUGCUGGUUAUUUUGGAGACCUUGGGGCGAAACUGGCGGUGAGCUUCGUCUUCUUCUCCGGCGUCAACAUCUUCACCGCGAUCAAUGGGGCCUUGUAUGGCGUCAAAUCGAGUCUCUCUGAAAAGACCUUCAAAGCCCAUCAACAAAUGCUAAUGAUGAUCGUGGCACAGAAUAUCUACCCGCUCUUCGGGAUCAUGAUCCCGGUCCUGACAUUCGUUGUCAGCUACGCAAUCGACCAGUUGACGCUCGUAUCGAACGCAUUUUAUAAGCACACCUUCUUGGUCUUGCUGCUCAUCUACCCGUUGAUCAGCUUCUGCUGCUGCGUGGCGUUCAUGAAGCCGUACCGCGACUUUUGCUUCCCAUGUUUCGCCGCAAAGGUCGAGGACUCGAGGGAACCAACCCGGUCCGAUACCGACGAUGCGAUUCGCCGGAUUGAGGAGCGCCGCGGAAACUUUUUGGAU
Mesorhabditis spiculigera is the source of this 693-nucleotide messenger RNA. The record is from the annotation of a GenBank genome assembly. Lineage: Eukaryota; Metazoa; Nematoda; Chromadorea; Rhabditida; Rhabditidae.